CUGCCCGCUCGCCUUGAGGAGGGGCGCCAGGGACUCGGGCAGAGGAGCCGCGUGUGCCGGGCAACGGGAGCGCCUGGCACCUGUCCGCGUCCCGCGUCCCUGUGUCGGAGUCCUCGGGGCGAGCGGAGGAAGGAAGGAGCCAUGAGCCCCGCUGCGUUGGGAACCGCUUGCGUCGCCUUGAUGCUCUUGGGCAUCCUCAGCCGAGUCUCCGCGAACGAGCGGGGUAAGUGCGGAAGAAAUGAAUUUCAGUGCAGAAACGGAGACUGCAUCCCUUACAAAUGGAUCUGCGAUGACAGCCCUGAAUGCAAGGAUGGUUCUGAUGAAUCCUUGGAUGCUUGCAAAUCUGUGACUUGCAGUUCAACCCAGUUCAGCUGUGGCGGCCGCAUCAACCGUUGCAUUGAUGUAUCCUGGCGGUGUGACUCAGAAGUGGAUUGUGAAAAUGGCUCAGACGAAGACAACUGCCCUCCGAAACGCUGUGCAGAUCAUCAGUUCCAGUGCCGAAAUGGGAAUUGCAUUGCUUUUGACUUCGUCUGUGAUGAAGAUGAUGACUGUGGAGACGGCAGUGAUGAAUUAGACUGUCGUGCCCCGACCUGCAAUCCCGAAAUGUUUCAUUGCAACAGCUCAGAGUGCAUUCCCAAGCUCUGGGCCUGCGACAAUGAUGCAGACUGUAAAGACGGCUCGGAUGAAUCCCCCGAGUUCUGUGGAAUCCAGCAGGGAGCCAAGAAAGCCGACCCAUGUUCUCCACUGGAGUUCCACUGUGGGAGUGGCGAGUGCAUCCACCAGCGCUGGCAGUGCGACGGGAGCUUUGACUGCAAGGACAAAUCGGACGAGGCAGACUGUGUGAAAGCAACCUGCCGGCCUGAUGAAUUCCAGUGCAAUGACGGGAUGUGCAUCCAUGGGAGCCUGCAGUGCAACAAAGAGGCCGACUGCAAAGACCAGAGUGACGAGGUCGGCUGUGUGAACGUGACAACUUGCAAGGGACCAAAUGUAUUUAAGUGCAGCUCUGGAGAAUGUAUCGGCAUGGACAAGGUCUGCAAUGGAUUGAAAGACUGUCGGGACUGGUCAGACGAACCUCUUAAAGAGUGCCGAACUAAUGAAUGCUUGGCUAAUAAAGGAGGCUGUUCCCAUAUAUGCAACGACCAGAAAAUUGGAUAUGAAUGUUUGUGCCCUGAAGGCUUCCAGCUGAUUGAUCAAAGAAACUGUGAAGAUAUUGAUGAGUGUCUCAACCCUGAUGCCUGUAGCCAAGUCUGUGUGAACCUGCAAGGAAGCUAUAAAUGCGAAUGUAAAGAAGGAUAUGAGAUUGAUCCACCUACCAAGGCUUGCAAAGCAAUUGGCACCAUUGCGUACCUCUUUUUUACCAAUCGCCACGAGGUCAGGAAAAUGACAUUGGACCACAGCGAGUACACAAAUCUGAUCCCCCAUCUGAAAGAAGCCAUGGCCUUAGAUAUGGAAAUCAGCAACAAUAAAAUCUACUGGUCUGACAACUUUCACAAGAAAAUAUUCAGCACCCCGAUUGAUAAGGCUGGCAAUCAUUCCCACCAUACCACGGUGAUUAGCAGCGGCAUUAAGGCUCCAGACGGCCUGGCUGUUGACUGGGUGCAUCACAAUAUUUACUGGACUGACUCUGGCUUAGGCACCAUCUCUGUGGCCAGCAGUGAAGGCUUGAAGAGGAAGACGCUGAUCAAGGAGGUCGGGGCCAAACCACGUGCCAUUGUGGUGGAUCCAGUCCAUGGGUUCAUGUACUGGACUGACUGGGGGAUGUCUGCUAAAAUUGCCAAGAGUGGACUGAAUGGAGUGGACAGUUUCCCCUUGGUGAAAGAAGGCAUUCAGUGGCCCAAUGGAAUAACAUUAGAUCUGAUUACUCAUCGCCUCUACUGGGUAGACUCCAAAUACCACUCGGUCUCCAGCAUUGAUGUGAACGGGGAAAACAGAAGGACGAUCCUCGUGGAUAACGAGAUGCUGGCGCACCCUUUUGGCAUUGCAGUCUUUGAGGAUAAAGUGUUCUGGACAGAUGUCUUGAACGAAGCCAUCUUCAGUGCCAACCGCCGAACUGGUUCAAAUAUUGUGAAAGUGGCAGGGAAUCUCUUUUCACCAGAGGAUUUGAUGCUCUUCCAUUCUGUACGGCAACCAAAAGGUGUAAACUGGUGUGAGAAGAAUGGUGUCCCCAAUGGAGGCUGCCAGUACCUCUGCCUCCCUGCCCCCCAAAUCAAUCUCCAUUCUGCCAAGUACACCUGUGUCUGCCCGGACAGCAUGCACCUGGGCACCGACAUGAGAAGCUGCACCCAAGAUCCUGCUACACCUGUUCCCCCACCUGUGGCUGCUACGACAGUGCACUCUGCUAAGACCUCACCUGCAGCACGGCUACUAUCUACAAGGAAGACUCCGACCCAGAAAACGGAUCACCUGCCUGCAGAUGUGCUGAAUAAUGUUUUUACCAACAUCCCAGAACAAACCACUCAUGAGAUGGUCACUCUGUCCCAGCAAGUCCGAAACGGCAUUGCUGCAGAAACAGAUGGGACAGAACGGAGAGGCCCAUCAGCACUCGCUAUUGUUCUACCUCUGGCACUGAUUAGUCUGGUCUCUUUUGGGAUUUUCCUCAUUUGGAAGAACUGGCGUCUCAAGAACAUCAACAGUAUCAAUUUUGAUAACCCCGUUUAUCAGAAGACAACGGAGGAUGAGAUUCAUAUCUGUCGGAGCCAGGAAGGAUAUUCAUACCCAUCAAGACAGAUGGUCAGCCUGGAAGAUGACGCAGCAUGAAAUUGCCUCCACACCUCAAGUGCCUCUCUCAGGACUUUGCUGCUUAUUUUCUGGAAAGAAGAACACGAAUGGUCUGGCUACAGUUUUCUCCCAGGCAUCUAAUGCGACUCCCUGGGUGACUUGAUGGAUUGUCCCCACUCUCCUUUAUUUUUGUAAGAAGGAGGGGCGUUUGUCAGCUGCCAUUUUAUCAGGACAUUGAGCAAGUUAUGGCAUUGUUGCGUUUUUUUCUAUAUUUAUUGUUGUGCCCAGCGCUAACAGGACACUGGUACCUCCGAUAUGCCCUGGGUCUCCUUAGUCUGACAUGGUAAGAAUAUUUCUAAGUCUGGAAAAGAGGGAUUCAACAAAGAGAAAUUCUUCUCUGGAUGCGAGUUUGGUUGUGGCGAGGUCUCCCUGUGGAGAGAUCUUCAUGCCCCAAUUUCUUACACAUGAAGCGAGCUUGGAGGAAAGGUUGAGAGUCUAAAUCUAAUUUGAGGCAAGAAGUCAAAGUCGCCUAAUUCACUAACUUCUGGAUGCCCCUCUCCUUCCCAAACUAGACCAGAGAAGUUUUAAAAAUGGAUCGCAUCAUCCAUGUUGUCAACAGGAAACACUGACUUUUAUUUUCUAACUCCAAAGGAAAAAGCUCAAGGUAUUUGGAUCUGUUGUGAAUCUCCCUGUUGCUUCAGGGUUGCCAGUUUUCUUCCAGCUUUCCCUGUCCAAUCUACCAUGCACUUUUUUUGUUUUUGGUUUUUUUGGGGUUCAGUCUGUGAUCUACGUAGCCUGUGAUCCUGUAUAACAAUAUUUGCACUUGAUCGUUUUCCUUGCCUCCCUGGUCACCUCUGUGCCCAGAAAGAAAGAGGGUGGGGAAAUAAACCAAACCAAUGACACAAACAGGCUGACGGUGGGGAUGAUGGGCUUGUUGCUUUUGCUUGGUGCUGGGCCUCUUGUGCCUUUAGUGCAGAUAAAGAGAAAAGGGCAAUGGACUUGUGCUGGCCAAAAAAUAGGAACCGGAAGCCAUUUUUUUUCAUAUUCCGUCUCGAGUCACUUCUGUACUGUUGCCUUAAUGCUGCAUCUCUCUUUUCUUCAGUGUUACCUUUUUAUACUUGUAUUCCUUCCCUUCCUAAAGGAAAUGUGUUUUUUUUUAUACUGGGAGGGAGAUGCACGAUGGAUUGUCCCUUUUCCACUAAGUUGUAGCCCAGAGUCAAUCUCAUGUACAGUAGGAAGAACUUACCCUAGAUGGUGUCACUUCUAUAGCUGAAGGCAGCGUCUGUCACACGUUCUGAAGUGGGUGAAAACCAAGCUUACUUUCUGAGAUGAUCAAUAAUAUUCUGACCACUUGCUACUUUUAAAAUACUGGCAUUGAUACUUACGGAGAAGUAGAAUUAGGAUAUAAAUAUAAAAGAACUGCUAUUAAUAUAGCCUUUCUCAUCCCAUCUCAGAAACAGAAGCUGUGCCUCCUGUCUCCCUUCAGGAAUCUAGCAAUCAUUGGCUAGAAUAACCAGUGAGGAUUUUUUUGCUCUUGGCCUGACGCUUCUAAUUCCCUUCCCUUUGAAAGGAAAAGCACUAAAAGCAAGGAGAGAGCCCUUAGACUUUGGUCUUCAAGCUGUGAAAGAUGCCAAUCUCUUUCGCAUAGUAUAAAGUGUGUAAAUAAUGUGUGUGGUACAUGUCAAGGUAUAGAUACCCUUUGCACAAAAGUUGCCUUGUCUAUUUGUAUAUAUGUUCAUAAAAACAUGACUUAUUUAUUUAUAUGUUUAUAUUAUUGAGGUUAUUAAUUGGCCCUUUUUUUUCCUGUCCCACCUCACGUUGCCGUGUCUGUUUUCAUUCCUUUCCCUUCCACAAAAAACUGCUUUUAGUGUAUCCACGUUCGUGUGAAUGAUGUAAAUUUUGCCCCUAUUUGAAGUAAGCCAGACAAGGUGAACACAGUACAGUAUACAACGUAGACGUUUGUGGAAAUGUACUUCUCAAAGAGAACACAAGAUCUACUUCACAUGGUUUGGACCUUCUCCCUUAGGCUAAUGGUUUGAGUCACAGAUUAUUAUUUUUGCUGCCCUAUAUUGGUGCUCUGAAUAGCAUACCUGAUCGUGAGGAACCGAUACCAAAUGAAUAGUUAAUUCUGUCUUCUGCAAUGAACCUAGUUAACUUAGAAGAGGUAUAUUCCUUUACAUUUAACCGCUUGGCAGCAUUUUCAUAACUAGCUAUGGCGCUGCAUGUUUUUUGUUACUGUCCUCUGUUGCUCAGGUUCUUUCUUCUGGGAUAGCAGAAUUGACUCCCAGCUGGAGGCAGCUGGGAAUCGACUGUUUUCUGUUCUGGCGCCUUUCGCUGUUGCACUGUGAACUUGUAAACUUUUAAUUCUGCAUCACUGUAUUAGAAUUGCAUGUAAGUGAAUCACGACCAACCAAAGUUUCUAAUGAUCAAUAAUUACAGAAGAUUCUGUGUCUACAUCUUCAGAGAAGAACAGAAAAUACAACUUAGGGGCCUUAAAUAAACUUUGAAUGUUUUUAGGGUAUUGUAUUAAGCAUCAUCAUAGAGGCCUUUUUUUUUGUUGAAACGGUCAGUUUGAUAAAAAUGUUUUAAAGUGAAAUAAAUCAUAAGGUUGAUGAAAGGGGUGCCACCUGUGAGAAGCUCUUCUCUUGGAGUGCUAAGCAGCUGCUUUAAUAUUUUAACCUCUGUCAAAGUAAUUGCUUAUUAAAAUGACCUUGUGAAAAGUCUCACCAAUUUGAGGCUGAACCCUCAAAACAGUCUAGGGGUAUUCAGUGGGUUUUCUUGAUUUUGUUGGGUUCCAAAAUCUGCAAUUUUUUUACACAAGCAUCAGUGAUGUGCUAGUGUGGGGAAUGUUAUGCCUUUUCCCUACGGCAGUCUAGAUCUCAUGCAUCUCUUAUGACUCUCCCAAGCUGAAGAACAGAACCUUAGAGUGAAGCUGUAUUUUCAUUUUAUGAAACUAGAAUCUUUUCAGCCUUCAACUCAUGAGCCACACACUGAACAAACUUGUUCUGGUCCCUGGAAUUCAGUGAGGUUUCAGGAUGUUUGUUAAAUCUCAGUGACUUUUUCAAGUUGAAACUUUUUUUAAAAGCAGAAAAACCUGUCGUGGAAGAAGAUAGUCGGGAUAGUUGGGUGGGAAGAGAAUUACCAGCCUUUGCUUUCGUUCACUUGCCUCUGGUGUGUGGUGUAAAGUUGAAGAAUGACUUGGAAUGCAGUGGAUGGCAGGGUUCUCCUUUCAUGCUUCCAUGUGUUGAUGCUACUGCCUUCCUGAUUGAGGCAAAGGAAAACCAGGUUAAGUUAUUUUAAUUGGAUAGAUAAACUGAUUUUAUAUGUAAACAUCUGACAAGUAAAUUGUACCUUUAUGGAUUCAUUGAGCUUUAUUUUUUUAAAUAUUAAACAUGUGUCUUGAAAUUUAUGGGGUAUUUCCCCACAUAUUGAAUGAAUUUAAUAAAUAUUUAAAUACA
Thamnophis elegans (Western terrestrial garter snake) is the source of this 6176-nucleotide messenger RNA. RefSeq names its product low density lipoprotein receptor (gene LDLR). The record is from RefSeq and is a predicted model, not a curated record. Gene Ontology annotation, molecular function: calcium ion binding; protein binding. The transcript has 18 exons. NCBI's taxonomy places the organism in Eukaryota, Metazoa, Chordata, Lepidosauria, Squamata, Natricidae. The coding region runs from base 142 to 2757 and encodes 871 amino acids.